This is a messenger RNA of Carassius gibelio (silver crucian carp), 2117 nucleotides long. Its product is annotated as N-acetyllactosaminide beta-1,3-N-acetylglucosaminyltransferase 2-like. Gene Ontology annotation, molecular function: hexosyltransferase activity. Gene Ontology annotation, cellular component: membrane. The record is from RefSeq and is a predicted model, not a curated record. The coding region runs from base 281 to 1597 and encodes 438 amino acids. NCBI's taxonomy places the organism in Eukaryota, Metazoa, Chordata, Actinopteri, Cypriniformes, Cyprinidae. The transcript has 2 exons.
UGUUCUUAUUUACUACCUGCACCUGUGAAGAGGUUGAGAAGCAGACCUGCUCUGUGAUUUAAUUUCAACACUGUACUGACAUUACCUGGACAUAAUGUUUGCACAAGAAAAGGUCAAUUUAAUAUUUAGAAAUUCUUGGAAAACACCACAAUUGGCAUGAAAAAACACUGGGGACCUCUGAGGACUUGUGAAGAAAGGAUGGGGACUGCGUGGGGAGAAGAGUCUAGAUAACUGCAUUUGCUAAAACCAUCAGCGCAACUGAACAUCUGAUCUGAAGUCCAUGGCUCGCUCCAGAUGCAAUGGAAAGAUCCUAUGCCUGUGUCUCUUGCCUUGUGUGAUGGUAAGUCACCUCAUCAUGGUGUCCAUUUUUGUAGCCAUCUCCUACUCCCCUCCUCUACCGCAGCUGCCCCUCCAUUUCAUUGCUACUGGAGCCUCCACAAACUCUGGAGCUCUUGCCUCCCAUCCAGUGCGGCCCUUCUGGAAUCUCAGACUAGAAGACGGGGCACUGUGGAACCACCUCCAGCACAUUUGGGAUAGAGAACACAACCCCAUAUUGAGAGUUAAUGGCACGAGUUCCAAAGGCCCAAGCCUUGAUGCAAUACAUCUGCAAGAGACGGGAAAAACUGGUGCCUGUGAACAAGACGAAACUUGGGCGUCUCACCUGCCUGACUUUAGCACCCUUCCUGGUCAAAUGAAAGAUUUUGUCCUGUCAAUGCAGUGCAGGCAUUACGCUAUCCUCAUGGACCAACCCAACCUGUGUGCCGGGCAGGAUCCUAAAACGCCGUUCCUUCUGAUGGCAAUCAAAUCACAAGUCGGAAACUUUGAGAACAGGCAGGCCAUACGAGAGACAUGGGGCAGGAGCGGUCGAAUCCGAGGGGGCGGUGGAGGCAGAAGCUGGUUCGUACGCACCGUCUUCUUGCUUGCGAGACAGGACACAGAGGCAGGGCCUCAUCCAGACCUAAGCGCCUUAUUGAAGUUGGAGAUCAGCACCCAUAGGGACAUCCUCAUGUGGGACUUCAAAGACACUUUCUUCAACCUCACCCUAAAGGAUGUCCUUUUCUGGGACUGGCUUUCAAAGCACUGUUCUGAUGCCCACUUCAUUUUCAAGGGAGAUGAUGAUGUGUUUAUUAGGACUAAGGCUCUGCUGGACUACUUAAACAAUGCUGGAGUGCAAACGACGCAUGGAAAUAAAACUAAAGAAUGGGACAAUUUUGUUGUGGGGGAUGUUAUUGCCAAUGCUAGGCCCAAUCGGCAACCUGAUACUAAAUAUUACAUACCCGAAAGCUUCUAUAAAGGAACGUAUCCGGUCUACGCAGGAGGUGGAGGGGUGCUUUACACUGGUGCUUUGGCUUCACGUCUACGGGAGGUCUCUCGUUGGGUCAGCUUGUUUCCUAUUGAUGAUGUUUACUUAGGAAUGUGCCUUCACAGGCUCGGGGUGUCCCCCACUCAUCAUCCCGGGUUUCUUACCUUUGACCUUCCAGAGGACCUGCGGGAGAAGUCGUGUGCAUAUCAUAAUGUUCUCCUAGUCCAUAAACGCACUCCAAAAGAAAUGUUAACCCUGUGGAAGGAGCUACAGGUUCCUCCUCAGGAGUGCUAGUGUACACUUGUUCAUGAACUCAAAGUAAGGUAAAUGAUGCCUCAGGGACCCAGACUGAAAGUUAUUUUCAUUUUUAACCACAAGGUAUUUCACCAGUUGGGCAUAUUCAUUUGCAUAAAAGGCCUUAAUUUUUUUCUGUGAUGUUGGGCUGUGCUCAGGGUUAUGUGUGCAGUGGUUAUUAUAAGAGAAUACAACCUGGUUGACUUGAUAAGGUUCUUAAUAUAAUGGUUCUUGUUCUAUGGGAAUGAGCAUGUGAAAGAAUAUCUAGUGGACAACUGUAGAGUCUCAUGAUGUUGUUGUUUUAAGUUUGUGGCCCAAAUAACAGGUAUCUCAUAAUAGAGUGAAUAAAAAAUUUGCCACCAACAUAAUUCAGCCUUGUAUUAAUAAGCUUCUGGUUCAAAAAACAAAAGCUUUACUAUUCUAUUCUAAGCGUCUGAGAGAGUUUGUAGAACUUCCUGUUAUUGGACACAAUAUUUUUACACUUGGAAUGUACAUGCAUUUUCUGCUCUGUGUCAUUGUC